Molecule: messenger RNA, 921 nt
Organism: Racocetra fulgida
Lineage: Eukaryota; Fungi; Glomeromycota; Glomeromycetes; Diversisporales; Gigasporaceae
Source: the annotation of a GenBank genome assembly
AUGGCGAAAUUACCUUUACCUCCUCAACCUGCAAAGGUUGAACCUAUAAAAAACAACCCAAAAAAAUGGCAUAUUCGAGAUGAUCCGAUUACCUGGCAGAAUUGGUAUAAACAUAUAAAUUGGCUUCACACUUCUGUACUUCUUUCAACGCCUUUUAUUGCACUCUACGGAUUUUUCACUACAGAUAUUCAGUUGAAAACGUGGACUGAUACUGAAUUAGAUCCUUAUAAUGCUCACAGAGGCUUUUUUUAUUCUCAUUUGGGUUGGAUGUUAUUAAAACAGAAUCCAUAUCGUAUUGGUCGUGCUGAUAUAUCAGAUCUUAGUGCUGAUCCUUUAAUUAUGUUUCAAGGCAAAUAUUACGGUGUAUUUGCUUUGGUACUUGGGUUUAUAUUUCCUACAAUAGUUGCUGGUUACGGUUGGGGUGAUUGGAGAGGUGGAUUUUAUUAUGCUGCUAUUGCACGUCUAGUUUUUGUACAUCACGCAACAUUUUGUGUUAACUCCUUAGCUCAUUACUUUGGUGACAAACCAUUUGAUGAUCGUAACACACCACGCGAUCAUUUUAUUACUGCAAUUCUAAGUUUAGGUGAAGGUCAAUUAAUAAUGAAGCAAAAAAAAUUAGAUGAAGAAAAAAAGAAGUUGAAUUGGGGUGUUCCAUUAGAUCAAUUACCUAUUUAUACCUUUGAUGAAUUUUCAAAUAAUUGGAUCUGUAUUGAGGGUGUAAUUCAUGAUGUUAGCAGUUUUAUGGAUGAACACCCUGGUGGUAGAACAAUUCUCGCUACUUCCCUAGGAAAAGAUGUAACCACUGCAUUCAACGGUGGUGUUUAUGGUCAUUCGAAUGCUGCUAGGAACUUGAUGUCUUCUCUUCGUGUUGGCGUUAUUUCUGGUGGUGGUGAAGUUGAAUCUCGCAAGAAAAAACAAUAA